This is a messenger RNA of Musa acuminata AAA Group (dessert banana), 1189 nucleotides long. RefSeq lists its product as uncharacterized. Bases 305 to 913 code for a protein of 202 amino acids. The transcript is spliced from 2 exons. The record is from RefSeq and is a predicted model, not a curated record. NCBI's taxonomy places the organism in Eukaryota, Viridiplantae, Streptophyta, Magnoliopsida, Zingiberales, Musaceae.
AUCUUCCAUCAAAUCUAAGAGGAUAGUGCGUAUGUGUUUGGGACAUUUUGAUUUGAUGGCCACCACCACUCUAGCCGACCCUUGUUCUUGUUGAGCAUCAUAAUUUUGACAUUUAGUUGAUCUCCUAAAACCCCCCAUGCAUUCCUCGACCCGUUUUACAUGCUUCGCCUUCACCCCAAAGGAUUUCUGCACCCUCCUUGAUUCAAGGUUUUAGGUCGCAAGGCCUUUGUCAUGCGUGUCCACAUCUCCUCACCACCCAACCACAUGAGCAAACCAUCCUUUAAGACGGAGGCUGAUUCUUCACAUGCUUUGUUGGUGUUCUUCCCUUCUUUGCUUCAUCUUAAGGAUGGCUUUCUUUGCUCAGGAAGACAAAUCCAAGCUCGCAUCGAACGGUUCCAAAUCGCUUCCGGAGCUCCUCAGGAAGGCUUGUGCUCAGUGCCAUGGCUCCGGCCUCAGAACUCUUUCCAAUCUGAGCUCCGUCGAUGAGAGUACUCUCGACAGUGAUCUCGAUCACAAACAGCGGAUAAUACUGGAGAUUCGAAGUCGAGCGAUGAAGACGAAGUCGAGGCCUCAUGAGUUGCUAUUCUCAGGGAGGCUCGCUCGGGCUGUGUCACCAACGACAGGAAGAGCGGAUAUAACCGGAGAGGAAGAACACGAUGACGAUGAUGAGAGCGAGGCAUUCUUCUCGGUGAAGAGCUGCUUUUCUUGCUGCUCCACUGAUGGUUCGACAGAGUUGGAGGAGUUCGGCUCGUUACUGGGAGAGUUCCGACACUGCGAAGGGUGGCCUUUCGGCCUGCGCCGGAGAGCUGUUGCCCUUCCACCGCUGCCGAGCUCUCCUUCCGACUCUUGGAUGUGGCACAAGAGAAACCUUGUCACUAGAACUUCGCCAAAAGGCUUAGCUUUGAAACCAUGACCGACACACGAGAUUUUAUGGAAUAUGAAAGAACUAGAAAUCUCUGUGCAUCUCUCUUUUUAUUUCGGCGGAUGGGUUUAUUAAGUUCUACGAUGAUUUGACAAAACAUUUCCUUUAUCUACAAAUCCAUUUCUUCUUUACAUAUGAUGUAGGCUUAGCACCAUUUUAGCUUUUAGUUCUUUUAUGUGGUUACUCUACAUGUGUAUUUUGUAUUGGAAUAGUGUCUGUUAUGAUGAGCAAAAUAUCAUGGCAUUUGGUUCAUCGAAUAUAGGAAUA